ACGGCCGCGGCGGCGGCGGCGGCGGCGGCUGCUGGAGCCCGGAUGCGGCGCCGUGAGGCAGGCCCGGGAGAGCGGCGCGGAUGGAUCCAACAUGGCGGCGCCGAGCCUGAGCCGAGAGAAGAGACCUGGGAAAUUAAGUUUCUUGCGGAGUACGGUGGGGAUUGCAGCUGCUGAGCAGGGAUUCUGGAAAGCAUUGCGUACCUGAGCCCCCAGCAUGGCGGGCCUAAAGCGGCGGGCAAGCCAGGUGUGGCCAGAAGAGCAUGGUGAGCAGGAACAUGGGCUGUACAGCCUGCACCGCAUGUUUGACAUCGUGGGCACUCAUCUGACACACAGAGAUGUGCGCGUGCUUUCUUUCCUCUUUGUUGAUGUCAUUGAUGACCACGAGCGUGGACUCAUCCGAAAUGGACGUGACUUCUUAUUGGCACUGGAGCGCCAGGGCCGCUGUGAUGAAAGUAACUUUCGCCAGGUGCUGCAGCUGCUGCGCAUCAUCACUCGCCACGACCUGCUGCCCUACGUCACCCUCAAGAGGAGACGGGCUGUGUGCCCUGAUCUUGUAGACAAGUAUCUGGAGGAGACAUCAAUUCGCUAUGUGACCCCCAGAGCCCUCAGUGAUCCAGAACCAAGGCCUCCCCAGCCCUCUAAAACAGUGCCUCCCCACUAUCCUGUGGUGUGUUGCCCCACUUCGGGUCCUCAGAUGUGUAGCAAGCGGCCAGCCCGAGGGAGAGCCACACUUGGGAGCCAGCGAAAACGCCGGAAGUCAGUGACACCAGAUCCCAAGGAGAAGCAGACAUGUGGUGAGGAAGUUCAAGGGUUCCAGAGAUGGAGCAGACUUGAAGGAGAAUAUAAAGAACUGCUGGGACACUGGGCAGUUUAUGCUAUUCAGUACAUCAGACUGCGGGUUCGGGCUGAAUACUGCCAGCAUGAGACUGCUCUGCAGGGCAAUGUCUUCUCUAACAAGCAGGACCCACUUGAGCGCCAGUUUGAGCGCUUUAACCAGGCCAACACCAUCCUCAAGUCCCGGGACCUGGGCUCCAUCAUCUGUGACAUCAAGUUCUCUGAGCUCACCUACCUCGAUGCAUUCUGGCGUGACUACAUCAAUGGCUCUUUAUUAGAGGCACUUAAAGGUGUCUUCAUCACAGACUCCCUCAAGCAAGCUGUGGGCCAUGAAGCCAUCAAGCUGCUGGUAAAUGUAGACGAGGAGGACUAUGAGCUGGGCCGACAGAAACUCCUGAGGAACUUGAUGCUGCAAGCAUUGCCCUGACCUAUUCCCUCUUCUCACUUUGGGGACUGUUCCCAUCACCCACCUCUGGAGCUUACACUGUUCUGGGGUUUGUUCUCUACCCUUCCAACCAAUCACACCCCUGCCUUUUUUUUUUUUUUUUUAAAGAAAAAGACAAAAGAAAGUGGAAGUGGUAUUCCCCACCCCUCCCUGCACCCAUGUGCCUGGGCUUCCCCUUUAUUUCCCUUUUCCAUUUACCCCGUAAUGUGUCUCUACAGCUACCUUACCACUGAGCCGUAAGACAAAUGUAUAGGAAGAAGCAAAGUCUACAGCACAUAGUCUUUGUAAGGGAUUGAUGUGAACACUUUUUUUUGGAUGCACUAAGGAGUUAUCAAUACUUCUGGCUUUAUGAGAGCUCUUAAAUUUUGUCUAAAAAACCAAAGGGCUGUGAGUAAGGGAGCUAUGUGGAAAGUGGGACUCUGAAGUGUAUUUUGAAAAUUAAUCGCCACCCUCUUCCAAAUUAUAGAAUUUUUUAAAAACAAGCUGUGGCCCUUUCCACUCUCUCCUGGCCUCUGGUGCUGCUCCUCUCUGCCGCCUUUCCUCCAUUCCAUGGCUUGAAACCUCUGCCUGAUGUGGCUCCUUCCUUUUUCCCAUUUGUCAAACCCUCUUCAAAGGAGGAACAGAUAAGACUGGGUCAGCCUAGUCAUGCCUCCCAACUGUGGUGGUAUAUGUGUACACACAUACACAGGGUGGAUGGAGAAGAGGUUGCUGAUUAAAAUACACUCCCCCUAUAAAGGGGAAGGGGGAGUGUGACACUUUCUUUCCAUGUUCAAGUGAAAAUAAAUAAUGUACCCUGCAGCCCUUUUCCCCUUUGCUUUCUUCUGGCUUGGGCAAAGGGCAUCAUAGGUGUAAGUGAAGUAAUUCCUUUUUCCUUCCCCCUCCUCCACUCCUACGCCCACUCCCAUGCUUGGGAGAAUGGGGCUGGGACAUGCACUGAGUGUUGCACUUUUAUUUAGGUAGGGAGGCAUGUUGAAUGAGCCAGGAGGUCUAGAACUGGAGCUUAGUCCAGCUGGUACAAUACCAACUCCCCUUCUAGUUCCCAAAGGCGAUGUCCAGACACAGACUUUAUGAUUAUUAUAUUUUUCAAUGCCAGUGCUGCUCAGCCCUCAGCAGAACUUCAGUUUCCAUGAAAUAAACAAUGACUAUAUAAAAUUC
Molecule: messenger RNA, 2434 nt
Organism: Homo sapiens (human)
Lineage: Eukaryota; Metazoa; Chordata; Mammalia; Primates; Hominidae
Gene: DEDD
Product: death effector domain containing
Exons: 6
Coding region: 215-1261 (348 amino acids)
Biological process (GO): regulation of apoptotic process; apoptotic process; developmental process involved in reproduction
Cellular component (GO): cytoplasm; nucleolus
Molecular function (GO): DNA binding
Source: RefSeq, marked reviewed